AUGGGAUCAUUCAACAUACCAGAGCACCAAACUGCCAUCAUCCAACAUGAAGCGGGAGAGCUCAAAAUCACUCCAGGCCUACCCAUUCCACAGCUCGAGCCCAAUCAAAUCCUCAUAAAGAACAAUGCCGUGGCUCUGAACCCCUGUGACUUCAAGAUGCCGUUCCGGUUUCCCACUCCAGGACUAUGGGACGGAUGCGAUUACGCAGGCACGGUCGUUGCCCUAGGCAGUGAAGCCGCCACAAAUGGUCGAUUCAAACUCGGAGACCAGGUUUUCGGCGCCGUGCAAGGCUCCAACCUAGCCGACCGCCAGUCCGGAGCAUACUGCGAGUAUUUAAAAUCCGAAUCGGAUUUUACAUUCAAGUUGCCCGAAGGUUUCUCACCUACUGGCAUUGCAACACUUGGAGUUGCACUGUUCUGGUCCCUCCAGAUACCCGGGAAACUGGAUGAGCCAGCUCAGAAAGCGGAAGAUGUGCUCAUCUACGGAGGUAGUAGUACUAUCGGACUAAUCGCUCUCCAGAUGGUCAAGUUAUGUGGUCAUCGGGCGAUAACAACGUGUUCCCCUGCCAACUUUGACCUUGUCAGGUCAUACGGGGCUGAUCUUGUCUUUGACUACAAGUCGCCAACCUGUGCAAAGGAUAUUCGUGCAGCAACCAAAAAUGGUCUUCGCUAUGCGCUCGAUCCGUUUUCGGAAACGAAAACUCUGGCAAUAUGCCAUGAGGCGAUUGGCAGGACUGGUGGUCGAUACUGUGCACUGGAACAGUACCAGGAAGCUCUUUGUUCUCGCAAGACUAUUAAGCAUGAGCUGGUGAUGGGAGGUUCAAUUUCUGGAAAGGGUGUCGAGCUUCCGGAGCCGUACGGUAUCCCUCCUCAACCUGAAAUUGGAGUUUGGGUUCGACCUUGGUAUCGUGCGAUCCAAGUACUGGUUGAUACUGGCAAACUGAAGCCAUGUCCUGUGGAAAUUUUGCCAGGGCAAUUUGAUGGUAUCCUCAAUGGGCUGGAUCUGCUUCGGGCUGGAAAGGUUUCGGGAAAGAAAUUGGUAGUUAAGCUGGAGAGUGACUCAGCUUGA
Messenger RNA from Penicillium taxi, 1068 nucleotides. Its product is annotated as zinc-binding alcohol dehydrogenase family protein. Gene Ontology annotation, molecular function: oxidoreductase activity, acting on NAD(P)H. The transcript is spliced from 2 exons. Bases 1 to 1068 code for a protein of 355 amino acids. The record is from RefSeq and is a predicted model, not a curated record. Lineage: Eukaryota; Fungi; Ascomycota; Eurotiomycetes; Eurotiales; Aspergillaceae.